Messenger RNA from Protobothrops mucrosquamatus (brown spotted pit viper), 1261 nucleotides. It is a transcript of the gene SSTR3, whose product is annotated as somatostatin receptor 3. Gene Ontology annotation, molecular function: somatostatin receptor activity; neuropeptide binding. The coding region runs from base 23 to 1261 and encodes 412 amino acids. The record is from RefSeq and is a predicted model, not a curated record. NCBI's taxonomy places the organism in Eukaryota, Metazoa, Chordata, Lepidosauria, Squamata, Viperidae. Gene Ontology annotation, biological process: neuropeptide signaling pathway. Gene Ontology annotation, cellular component: neuron projection; membrane. The transcript has a single exon.
UCCUGCCGCUCCUUUUUCUGCCAUGGACAGUUUCAACUUCUCCACCACAGUGGCUGUUUGGGAAGAGAAUUCAACAACUUCGGGUACAGCCUUUCUUUCUGGAAAUUUAUCCCUAGCUUCUAGUCUGGGCCUAGAUAUUAGUGGUGUCCUUAUUCCCCUGGUAUAUCUCAUUGUCUGUGUUGUAGGACUAGCUGGAAAUUCUCUAGUCAUUUAUGUGGUUUUGUGCCAUUCAGUUAGUGAAUCAGUGACUAACAUCUAUAUCUUCAACUUGGCACUGGCAGAUGAACUCUUUAUGCUUGGCCUACCCUUCUUGGCAGCACAAAAUGCUUUAUCAUAUUGGCCUUUUGGCUCAUUUAUGUGCCGUCUAGUAAUGGCUGUGGAUGCCAUAAACCAAUUUACUAGUAUUUUCUGCCUCACCGUGAUGAGCAUUGACCGCUAUCUAGCUGUGGUGCACCCUGUGAAAUCCUCAAAAUGGCGGACAGUCCGAGUCGCUAAGACUGUCAGUGCCACUGUGUGGGUAAUCUCAUCUGUGGUCGUGCUGCCUGUGGUCGUGUUUUCAGAAGUCCCUCAUGGUAUGAGUACAUGCCACAUUAAAUGGCCUGAGCCUGCUUCAGUAUGGAAAGCUGGUUUCAUCAUCUACACAGCUACACUCGGCUUCUUUGGGCCACUGCUGGUUAUCUGCUUGUGUUACCUGCUUAUUGUUGUCAAAGUUCGUUCAUCAGGCAGAAAGGUGCAAGCACUGACAGCUAAACGCAAACGCUCUGAACGGAGGAUCACACGCAUGGUAGUAAUUGUGGUGGCAGUCUUUGUACUCUGUUGGCUACCUUUCUAUAUGCUCAACAUCAUCAACGUCAUCUGGACUUUGCCUGAGGAACCAUCACUCUUUGGAAUUUACUUUCUGGUUGUUGUCCUGCCCUAUGCCAACAGUUGCACCAAUCCUAUCAUCUAUGGCUUCCUCUCCUACCGAUUCAAACAGGGUUUUCGCAAAGCCAUCUUGAGACCCUCCCGCCGAGUACAGAACCAAGAGGUAGCCAUGGCAACCACUGCAGAUAACAUGGAAGAAGAGGAAGAGGGGGAGGAGGAAGAAGAGGAAAUGUUAGCUAAAGUAAAGGAGAUCAGCAAGAUUACCCAAAAUGGUAAUGGAGGACAGCAAGAGAGUGAACCUGCCAGUGAGCCAGGAAAAGGCAGUGAACACAAGCCAAAUUCUGAAGAGCCCAUAAGUUGUGAGAAGCCCAACAUAGUUAACAUCAGCUGUUUAUAG